Messenger RNA from Corylus avellana, 3219 nucleotides. Its product is annotated as putative disease resistance protein RGA3. Lineage: Eukaryota; Viridiplantae; Streptophyta; Magnoliopsida; Fagales; Betulaceae. Gene Ontology annotation, molecular function: ADP binding. The record is from RefSeq and is a predicted model, not a curated record.
CCCUGAAGCUGACAAUCUCAAAGUUAUGGAUAUUCUAAAAUUGAGCUAUGACCACCUACCUGCUGAUCUAAAGCGUUGUCUUGAGUAUUGCUCCUUAUUUCCUAAGUCCCACUUGUUCUACAAGGAAGAGUUGGUCAAACUCUGGAUAGCUCAAGGAUUUAUACAAUCAAGUGGACAUGAUACAAUGGAGGAGGCUGGAAAUGCAAAAUUUUGUGAGCUCGUAAUAAGGACUUUCUUUCAACAGAUCUUAGUGCCCCGUAAUUUGUUGUUUCAGUUACUAAAUACUCCGACGGCAAAUAUGAGAAAGUUUUUAUGUAACGAGUUUAUCCAAAAAGGAACAACCCAAAAAUUGCUUGAACAUGAUUCUAUAAAAUUGAGAUCCCUGGGCAUCACUGUCGAUGACUUUCCACAAUAUCAAUCCUUUGACUACACAGAGAUAUACAUCAUGCAUGAUCUUAUCCAUGACUUGGCACAAUUAGUGUCAAGCCCCAAUUGCUAUCAGGUGAAGGAAAAUGAGUUAUGUAGUUUCUCUGAACAAUCUCGUCAUGUGUCCUUACUCGGGAAAGAUGUCCAGGAGCCCGUGUCGGAGAUUGUCAAUAGAGCUACCAAGUUGCGGUCACUUCUACUGCCUGAGUCAAUUGAAGCUAACUCGAGUGGCCACUUGAAAAACUUUGGUCAAGCCUUUCAUAAAGUCUUUCAUUCAUUGAAAUACAUGCGUGCGUUGGAUCUUAGUUCAAGCCUGAUCUUGGAAUUGCCUGAAUCAAUUGAAGAGUUGAAGUUGUUGCGCUACCUCGACCUCUCUAGAACAGAAAUCAAAGUUCUCCCUAACUCAAUUUGCAAUCUCUUCAAUUUGCAAACAUUAAAACUCUUGCGGUGCAUUUGGCUUUUUAGUUUGCCCAACGACCUAGGAAAUUUGGUUAAUCUUCGACAUCUUGAGCUUGAUGAUAUGUUCUGGUUCAAGCUCUCCAUGUUGCCACCAAGUAUGGGGAACUUAACCGGUCUCCACAAUCUGCCCGUAUUUCAGGUUGGCCGCGAGAAGGGAUAUGAAAUCGAACAAUUGGAGAAAAUGGCUCAUCUUUCUGGAACAUUGCAUAUCUCAAAGCUAGAGAAUGCAGCUAGUGCAGGAGCCGCCAAGUUGAAUGAGAAGAAGAGCCUUCACAAGUUGGUGUUUGAAUGGAGUACUGAUAGAGUUGUCAACACACAAGAUGAAGCAACUGAAAACAGUGUACUAAAAGAUCUACAACCCCACUCGAACCUCAAAGAGCUUCAAAUUAUACGUUACAGGGGCAAUGAAUUUCCUGUUUGGAUGAAAGAAGGGCAGCUCCAACAUUUAGUCAGUCUUACCUUGAAAGGUUGCCUAAAAUGCAAAACCCUCGAUCUAGGUGAUCAGUUACCCAAUCUUCGAGAGCUCUACAUCAAAGGUAUGCAGGAGUUAGAGAAAUGGACGGAGGUUGAAUGCCGUUCCCUUUGCCGUCUAAAGUUUUGUAAUUGUCCCGAGCUAAGGGAUUUGCCUAGCAUCUUUCCAAAUUUAGAUUACUUGAAGAUCAAGAGCUGUAAUUCCUUAAGGGCUCUUCCAGUGGUCCCAUCUUUGCAGAUUCUAAAACUUAUUAACAAUCUUAUUCUGGAGGAUUGGAAUGAAAAAGUGCUGGAGCAGGUGGAAGCUAUUAAUGAUCAAUAUCAACGUGAAACCAUGAGGGACCGUCCCUCUUUCAGUCGAUUGGCAACACUGAGAGUAAAAAGCUGCCCCAAGCUGCAGGCCUUGCCACGGCUCUUCUCUCCACAAAAGCUGGAGAUCAAUCGGUGUGAGUUGCUGACCACUCUCCCUCCACCACCCCACGACCGACGUCUUUUUCAGAUAACACUGGAAGGAUGUGAUGAUGGAGCAUUGGUGGGGGCAAUACGAGAAACAAGCCCUCUAGAGUCGUUGGUUAUUUCCAGCAUCUCAAACAUAUCCUCACUUCCCAAAUGGCCCCAACUUCCAGGGCUCAAAGCGUUGUACAUUCGUGAUUGUAAAGAUCUGGUGUCCUUGUCCAACGGUCAAGAAGGGUCGCUGCGAACCUUGACCUCUCUCUACUUACUUUCCAUCCGAAAUUGUCAAAAAUUGGAGACACUAAAUGAGGAGCUACCCACUACGCUGGAGUGUUUGAUUAUCGCAUCAUGCCCCCUUCUCAACUCAUUUUCAUUGAAGAACAUCCCUUCACUCAGUGACCUGUACAUUGAGGACUGCCCUAUGCUUCAGUCCUUGCCCGGGGAUGGGCUCCCCAGCUCUCUUAAACAUUUGCAAAUCCAAACAUGUCCCCUGUUAUCUGAGCGAUGCCAAAAGGAGGGUGGAGGAGGUCCAGAUUGGCCCAAAAUCGAGCACGUUGCUGACCUGGAGAUUCAUAAUUCCCAUAUAGUCGUCCCCUCAACAUCAGUAGCAAACCGCCCAGUACUUUGGUAUCGUCAUUUUAUAUGCUGUAGAGCUUCAUUAACUUCAUUGGAAAGAGACAUGGUGAAGAAGGCGGCAACGGAAGAAAUAUUCCUAGAGCACAAAACGAAGAAGAAAUGGGCUGAUGAGAAGACUGGCCAUCUUUGCUUCAAGUUGUACGCAAGGUCACUCUAUAUCUGUUGGAGUCAUCGUGAAUACUGGACUUGGAAAUGUUUCAAGGAAACAAGUGACGAAAACAUUGAAGUAGCCAAACUUUCGCAUGUUUGUCGUCUGGAAGUGAGAGGAAAAUUGAGUACGUCAGAGCUGUCGCCAGAAGUUGUGUAUGAAAUUGUGUAUGUGGUCAAGUUGACAAAUGGGGCUUCUGGGUGGGAACUCCCUCUCAUACUUAAACUUACACUCCCAGAUGGAAGAGUUCAAGUACGCCAAGUAAGCCUUUUGGAGAAGCCUAGAAGACAAUGGAUUGAGCUUAAUUUCGGCAACUUUCAGACCAAGAAUGGAGAAUCGGGAGAAGUGGUCUUCGGUAUUCGUGAGCGUGAAGGACGUCAUUUUAUACAUGGGAUCAUAAUUAAAGGUGCCGUCAUUAGGCCAAAACAGACCACUCUAUGAUCUCUCAAAUAAAAUGUCUUGUUUUUAGCUCCGGACCUCCUCCUCCUCUGUCUAGAGGCUAGUUGUUCAACAUAAUGUUUCUAGAUAAGUUGUAAUUCUGUUAGUUUUACUCCUUGUAAUUCACGUGGCUUCUUGAUAUUACUGUCGUUCUGUUAGUUUAACAGAUGACUGCCAUAAGAAGGAGC